Messenger RNA from Dimorphilus gyrociliatus, 931 nucleotides. Lineage: Eukaryota; Metazoa; Annelida; Polychaeta; Dinophilidae. The record is from the annotation of a GenBank genome assembly.
AAGAUAUAUCGCUUAAAACUUUUAAAUUUAUCUUCAUUUUAAGCGCUUCAGCAGAUUUUCUACAACCGCAAUCUUAGCAAAUUGCAUUAAUAGGAAACAUCUGUAUCUUAUGUAAAUAUCGCGUUAGAAAACUGAACGUAGGACAGGCAACGCCAUCUCUUUGCGACGGUUUGAACGUAUUUUUUCAAUCGAUGAAGCGUCCGUAGAUACAUGAUCGAUUAGGCGUAAGCGUCCCUUUACUCUUGAACAGGCAAACUGUUUUUCUGACUAAAACAAUGCUCAAUUCAGAAAAGCUCAAAGUAAAAGCUUUGUUGGGCUUAUUGUUAGCUUCUGUUAUUGGUUUAAUUCAAUAUGAUACUGGAGAUGACUAUUUAAUAACAGAAAAGUCGGUAGCUUUGUCAGCAAAUCGCAUAAAAGUCUUUCAAUAUAUGACAGAUGCAUCUAAUUACGAAAGGUGGAUGCCUGGAGUUGUAGAAAGCUCAAUGGACGAUGUGGGACCAGUUCAAGUAGGCAAAUAUUUUAGAGAAAUUCACGAACUACCAUUCAUAGGACGAACUAUUUACGAAAAUCUAAUUAUAGCUUACGAAUCUCCAUCAUACAUCAGUUUCAUAUCGGAUUCUUGGCUGAAACCGAGAAUUGAAAUGUCAGUUGCCAGAAGAGAUAGUAGCCAGGCACCUUCAUUGUUUACCUACAAAUUACAUUCUAGAAGAAGAAGCCUCCUUUUUCAAUAUACAGCUGGACCAGUUUUAUCAAUGUAUUAUAGCAACAGAAUUCGACACGCGAUGUUUUUAAUUCGAGCCGAAUUCGAUAGAAUUUGAAAUAGAAUUAUAAAGUAAAAAUAGAAGAGGAAAUGAACUAAAUAAAUUAUUAACAAAACAAAAUACAAAAUACAAUCAACAAAAGAAAUACAAAUAUUAUAAUUUACAAAGUC